UCUCAUCCAUUGUUCCAAACAAUACUGUAUUGUACGAAUUGUGCUAAACUGCUCUUUAGGAUUCGUUCUUGCCCCAUUCUAACAUAGAAGCAACUUGGAGAGGACAGCUUUUCCACAGCAAAAAUUUAUCAGCGCCAUGCCGAAAAAAAGCAAAUCCAACGUGGAUUCACGUUUGGAAGGGUCUACGGUCCCGUCGCAAUCAAGAUCGAGUGAAGAAGAGGAUUUCAAUAGGCAUUACGAUUUGACACCACUUGGCUCAAAAAGGCCCAAAAGAAAAGAUGGAGAAAGAUCGAAACAAGCAGAGAACACAACAUCAACAUUAUUUAUCGAUCCCUGGGAAAUCUCUUCGCCAACCGGAAACGAAGGUGUUCAGCCAAACGAUUUGGGAACAAACCAAGUAUUUUUUGCAUCGAGUAACUCCAACGACAGCGACUCUUUGGAUGGAUACGAUGAACGUUUUCCAAGCGAAGAAAAUGUCAAUGAUGAUGAAGAUCACCGCUUCGAGGGAACUAAUACGCCCCUUCGAUCAUCAUUCAUUGGGCCCUCUGAUAUCCAUCCUCGAAUGGAAGAAAGGGAAGAUGAUAUCGCUCAAUUGCGCCUUCUUGCUGGUACACUAAAUGCAGAUUGGGGAGCUGGAGAUUUUAUGGCGCCAGCCCUUGCCCGAAGAAUAAGGGAUUUCCAAUUUGCCCAAGAGAAGCGAAGGAAGAAAUAUGGACACGAGAAGCCUUGGGGGAUAUUAGGAUUAUACGACCACCUUGCCUCUAUUCGUGUUGAUGUCGAAUGGGCAGAAGAUGCUGCAUGGAGGAGAGCCAAUGGACAACCGUAAGUUGGAGAUGUUGAAUUGAUCUAUUUUUGCACGAUUUCAAUGUACUCAUGCCAGAAAAUUUUUAUGUUUUACUACAUGUUUAGCUAUCUUUCGUGGGCUGAUUUUGAUGCAAAGAAGAAAAAGGGUGUGAAUCGGCCAUUUUUCACGUAUUUUCUGCUCAUUACUUGUACAGUUGCAUUGGUUGUCUCUAUCGCCCUGAACGGUUGGGAGGUUGAGCAACUAGAUAUCAAUCCAAUGAUUGGGCCAAGUGCAGAUACUCUCAUUCUUAUGGGAGCUAAAGAUUCCUAUUUGAUUGUUUCUGAAAAUGAGGUAUGGCGGUUGCUUUCUUCUGCAAUUCUCCAUGCAGGUCUUGUCCAUUAUGUCAUAAAUUGUCUCGCUCUCUGGUUUGUGGGUAAAGCGAUUGAAACAACGCACGGAACGAUGGCUACAGCAUUUAUCUUCAUUAUUUCUGCGAUUGGGGGGACAAUUUUGAGUGCCAUAUUUCUUCCAGAAUACAUCACGGUUGGUGCUUCCGGAGGUAUAUUUGGGCUUAUCGGCGCCUGUCUCUCAGAUAUUAUCAUGAAUUGGAAACAUCUCUUCUCGGAUGUUGUCGGAGAAAACGGACAGCGAAAUAACCAUCUUAUCGUAGUGGUGUUUUUAAUCGUGGACAUCGUUCUGAAUUGCCUGAUCGGUUUGACACCCUAUGUUGACAAUUUCACGCGUAAGUAUGCCGAGGAAAAUUGUAAAUUACACCAACUCGGUAUCUGUGGCUUGUGAAGCAUUAUCUCACAUUUAGAUCUUCAUUGUUCCUUGCAACUACAUCAAAUUGAAAAAUCAGAUCUCGGUGGAAUGAUGUACGGAAUGUUGUGUGGUUUCAGCACUAUGGAAAGGCUUCCUGACGCGUUCUUCGGCAUGGAAGAAAACUGCUUCGCGCGGGUAAAGCAAAUCGCCACUCGGUUUCUCGGUCUCAUUAUCAGCAUUAUUUUGAUCAUCAUCACUACUGUUUUACUGCUAGAGGGCGACGGAGAAACAGUUCCAUGCCCAAAUUGCCAAUGGCUGUCUUGCGUCCCAUUUCCUCCUUGGAAAUCACAAGCUGACAAAUGGUGGUAUUGCGAUGACUGUGGUAGGGUAAGCGCUGAAAUAGUCGACAGUCCAAGUUUGCACCUACAACUUGAAUGUCCGAGCGGAACAAACGUUGCAGUUGGACUUGAAACGGAGCAAGUUGAUAGAGAAAAGUUGGAAAACGAACUGCCUGGAUACUGCAGGGAAUUUUGCCCUAACUUCGAAAGACGAUAUUGAAGAUGGUAUUUCGUACACACAGACCUGGGAUUUUGCCUCUCAUUCUAUCGAACGUGGCUGAUCUAAAACAAAGACGAUGAAAAUGAUUUUGCCGCUUGCGAUCAAGUGAAAGCAUCCAAUUACACCGCAAAAGGCGAAUGAAAUAUCGGAAAGUAGUACAUCAUGGAUCAGAGUUCUGACACUUAACUUUAAAUAAUUAUACAGUAAUUUU
Pseudo-nitzschia multistriata is the source of this 2315-nucleotide messenger RNA. NCBI's taxonomy places the organism in Eukaryota, Bacillariophyta, Bacillariophyceae, Bacillariales, Bacillariaceae. The record is from the annotation of a GenBank genome assembly.